Gongylonema pulchrum is the source of this 204-nucleotide messenger RNA. NCBI's taxonomy places the organism in Eukaryota, Metazoa, Nematoda, Chromadorea, Rhabditida, Gongylonematidae. The record is from the annotation of a GenBank genome assembly.
AUGACGCCGUAUCGUGUAGCACAACUUGCGCAGGAGACGUACAAUUCGAAUGUUCUUCAACUGCUCAUCGAUAAUCUGACGAAACUGGACUUCGAGGCCAAGAAAGAUGUGGCACAGAUUUUCAACAAUCUUUUGAGACGGCAAAUUGGUAUGAGUCGCAAGACAUUGCUGUUACAUGUGGGAGCAUGCUACGAGAAUGCAUAA